AUGCCGCCGCCUGUACCCUCACUGACUGAUUGGAUCGGCAACUGCUACCCAGGGCUGGACCAUGCAGUUAAACUUGUGAACGAGAUUUACACUGUUAUACGGAAUGUGAAGAUCUAUCGGGAGCAGUGUAUGGUUCUAGCCGACAGGUGUCGGAGACUGUUGCUUUCGCUUGAUGAGAAUCUCCGCUCUAGUAAUUUAGAGGGCACUAACGCUCAGCGCGCUGCGGAUGACGUUGAGAGUGCCAUCUACCACGUGCUAAACAAAGUUCAGACUUGGGCGUCCUUAAGUCGCGUCAGGAGCAUAUUGCAGCAGAGUAGCAUCAAGCAAGGUAUUGACGAGAGCUACCGCGAGAUUGAAUUAUGUGUUACCCAGUUCAACUUUUCUAUGAAUAUAAUCAUCAACGGAGAAACAGUUAAACUAGCUGAUGCGCAAACCCGGGAUCAUGCCGAGCUGCGAGAGCUCUUGCAGAGUAUCCUUUGGGACCGAAACGAAAUGAAGACAAUCCUUGGACUUGAGAAGCCAGCCAUUGAGGGCAUCAUGCGAAGUAUCCAGGAGGAACUACUGGAACGAGAACGGCGAUCUCCGGGGCAUCAAGAGGAACAAGGUCAAGAUGCCCUUGUCCAGGGCUUGUGGAAAGUUCACAGCGAAACGAAGAUACUACCCCCGUUGACAGAUUUAACGGGUCAAGUCGUACUCACAAGCAAAUUCCCGGUCAUUCCGGGAAACUACAGUGAUAUCUACACCGGAGUUUGGCUGGGUGAAGAGCGGGUAGGACUGAAAUUGCCUCGCGGAAUCACCACCCGAGCAGACCAGGACAGAUUUGAGCGAGAAGUAGGAAUAUGGAGGCAUUUGCAGCAUCCCAAUAUCGCUCGUCUCUAUGGAAUCGCAUAUCUCGACGAUCAACAUGUUUUCAUGGUUGCUCCUUGGCAGCAGAAUGGAACUGCUAUCGACUAUGUGCGAAAGCGUCCAGGUGUCGAUCGUAUGCGACUGUUGAAUGAAGUUGCCUCAGGACUGGAAUAUCUUCAUCUGAAUAAGAUAGUCCACGGAGAUUUGCGCGGUGCUAACAUCUUAAUCUCUGAGUCCGGUAAAGCGUUGAUAUCCGACUUUGGUCUGUCGAAGGUCAUAGAAGAGGUCCGCGAUAGCGGCACGAGUACGUUGACCGGUGUCACUCCUGCGCGGUGGAUGGCGCCGGAGCUUUUCAAGCCUGAGCGGUUCGAUCGAGUCCAUGCGGUUGUCUCUACGCAGACCGAUAUAUGGAGCUUUGCGAUGGUCUGCCUAGAGCUUAUCACAAGACAGCAUCCGUUUUGCGAGAUAUCUCGGGACAUGGAAAUUCCCUUCAAAGUACUGGAAGGGACUCGACCCGGACGGCCUGACGGCUCGCUUAUGACAGACGGUCUGUGGGACCUUAUGGAGGCAUGCUGGAAGCACGACCCCAACGAGAGGCCAUCUAUGACGGAUGUACGAACGCAUAUGAAGAAGCUUGAAAAUGACCCUCACAGCCUAUUCGCUGGAGCUGUGAUUGGCGUUCCUAUCUCCGAGUCGCCUCCCCCCCUUCCAGAUGUGGGAUUGCCCGGGCCCGCAGAUCCACCUCCACAUUCUCUUACGGACAGACCCAUUCCCUUGCGUAGCCCCUUGCAGCGGACGUCGGAGGAAGAUUCCACGCAACGUACUUUGCCUUCCAAUACGGAAAUGCCCACGCGGUCCGCUGGGCACAGGUACUCUCGCCGAAAUAAUCCUUCGGUGGAUCCUGCUACAGGUCUCGUUGGUUCCUUGCCUCAUUCUCCCGCUGCAUCGGAACACUCUACAUUUUGGCAGCCUGAAGAUCCUGCUAACGUGCCGGCCGGUACUCUAGCUGAUACGGGCAAAAGCCUCGUAAGCAUUACCCGCCCUCAGCAGAAUCCGGACCGUCCCGGUUCACGGCCUGGAACGGCGAGAUCCUCUUCGAGCAUCGGUUCCAUGAGCCAGGGCCAGUCCAUAGAGUCAUUGCCAUCUCGAGAGUCUCUUCCCGGUAUUCGCAACGGUGAAGAGCGCCGGCAAACGGGCAGAACUCCCCUGCCUGUCCCUUCAAGUCCAGUUUCGGGACAGUCGCCGUCGUCGCCGUUGUUGAGUCCGUCUCUGCUUCGAGGCCAAGCGCCAGCUACGUUGCCGAGCGUGUCUCGCUCUGGGAGUACGGCGUCUUUAAGUCAUCCUCAUUUGGCUCCUGGUAUCGCUUCACUCCCAGAAAACAUCCGCAAUGCCGUGAAUGACCCGGGAUACGACGUGCAAGUUGCUCACGACGAUAGUAUUGCCGGUGGAACAGCACAAGGACUGAUCGAGCAAUUGCUUGAUGGAAGUGCAAGUGAAGGGGAGAAUUAUCGGGCUAUAUUUAUCAAGACAUAUCGUCUUUUCCUCAUGCCUGCAGAGUUGUAUCAGUUGAUGAUUGACCGCUUUCGUGCGACCGAGUUCGAAGAAAAUCGCGAUCUCCCCUUGCAACACCGUAAUGCCACCCGUCUUGCCGUUUUGAGCUUCCUGAAGAGCUGGCUCCGAUCCCAUGAUGUUGACACAGAAACUGAUCUUCUGGAGGACAUGCGAGCCUUUGUUGGGUCUAUCAGAAGCCACACUGGCACCUAUGCCCCGCCUGUCGCGCGAGAAAUCGUAGCCAUUCUCAGCCAAAGAUUGGAAAGGAAUAGUACCCUCUUGCGAGUGUCACCUUCUCCUCUCGCUGUCAAGAGUGUCAGAGCUAAGGGCGAAGAUGUCAGCGCUCGUCAGCUAGCCAUUGCUUUGACGAUAUUGGAAGGACAGCGGUAUCGGAAUAUACGUUCCUCAGACUGUGUUCUCAAAUUUCGUGAACCCCCAGUCCGCAAUAACAUCGACAUUGCAUAUGAGACAAGCAUGCGACUUCAUAAUUGGGUCAAGCGAUCUGUUCUGCGUCCUGAUUACAUUUUCUCUCGGGGUUCAGUCGUCGGGUUUUUCUUCGAUACUGCGGAGGAAUGCGAGAAAUGCCAUAACUAUUCUUCCAUGGCUGCGAUACUCAAUGCCCUACUGUCUCCGACGAUAGCCAGGCUUGACUUGACCUGUAGCUUGGGCAUCAAGAACAGAAACGGGACUUUCAAGAGGAUGGCACGUGUUAUUAGUGAUGAAAACGAUUACAAGCAUUAUCGUAAGGCUGUAGAGGAUUGUCGCAAGGCCUGUGUUCCUAUUUUAUCCGUACAUGUGUCCGAUGUGCAAAGAAGCUGCACCAGCGGCCUGUUGGUCACGGUUGAUGGCCAGGAUCUCAUCAACUACAGCCAUUGCAAACAGUUGGCUCGACAUGUAGACGACAUGCUACAAUUCCACCCGCCUGACCUCGACAAACAGCAUGACCCAGCCGUGUUCGCAUAUAUGGAGUAUCAAUUGAACGCUUCGCCUAAGGAUACUUCGUCAGAUGACCAAUUUGAAGCCAGAAGUCUGCAGUUGAAGGCGAAGCAGUCAAAGGAUCGCACUCUGGUGGCUCUACAGAUUCUUGGGUUCCCAGAGCGACAUGGAACUUCCUAGUUCUUUCCUGCUGCUCUCGAUGUCGUUGCGAAUGCCGUCUGCAGGAGGGUUCCGCCCUAUCACUGUCAUUGGUUCAGUCUUGAAUAUGAUCAAUACCAUUCUGAUUGUCAUAUUAAGUAAGACACUGUAUGAACGUAAAUUACAAGCACUGUAUUAAUCAUGUACGCGAACGGCUACAAAUGACGAGCGAAACGGUCCAGUCAAAGGGAGAUCUCACAGCAAAAGCGAGGAGCGCAGGAGUUACGCUUGCUAAUCAGCCAGCGAAACUCCAGAUCCUGACAUCACCAUCGUCGCUUCCCGACACUAUCUUAUCCUCUCCAAGGGCGAGACAGGUCACAGCUCCACGAUGACCAAAGAGCGUCGCAGUACACUUGCCCUCGUCUCGCAUCCAUAUUUUUAUCGUCCUGUCGUGGCUUCCACUGACCAGGCGUAACUUGUCGCUCGCGACCGCCCAGACACCUUCGAUAUGACCGAACAGCGUCCGGACCACUUUCCCCGUCUCUAUAUCCCAUAGCUUUAUGGUGUUAUCGAGACUUCCUGAUACCAAAAGCGGCUUGGAGCGCUUUGGCAUAGGAAGCUUAGAGGCUUCAGGCGCUGACGAUGCAGAACCUAAAGAUGCGCUCGGUAGAAUAUCGCAGGACGCCAGUCCUGAUAACGAGCUAGCUUGGUCGGACGGGACCGUCAUAGACGCCAAAGCCUGCUCGUAUAAUGGCAUGCUAGAAGACGCCACCGAUGAUGGUUCUGGACUCAUCUCUUCCGGCGUAGACUCCCCCGGCUCGUCGUCGCAUUCAUCCAGGACAAGGAGCUUCAUGCUCUGUACCUGGCCGACGUGGCCAGUGAACUGACGCACACAUGAUCGCAGCGUGAGAUCCCACAGUCUGAUGGUGCCGUCAUCAGAGGCGGAGAACAGCAUCUUGCCGGGGUCAAUGCACGGCGUCGACGUGGUCGAUGCCGAGGUCGUGUCGCUGAACGCCGAGUCAAAAGAAUGCGAGCUGGACACACUCGGUGACUUGCUCUUGGACAACGCCGGUGCCGAGUCCCAGAUCUGGACCGAGUUCACCCAGUCCCUGUGUCCUCUGAGCGUGAAACACUCCUUCGUCCGAAAAUUCCAGAUUUUGAUGGUGGAGUCGACACUGCCGCUGGCGAGGAUAUUGUCGUCGUAGUUUAGACAGACCACUCCUUCGGAGUGGCCUUCCAGUGUUCGCAUGCAUUUACCUGUGCGCCAGUUCCACACCUUGAUCGUAUGGUCCAUGCUACCUGUAAUCAAUUUGGCUUCGUCGAACUGCAACGCCCUGACGGCCCGGGUAUGGCCCUUUAGACACCGGAUCUCCGCGCCUGUCUCCAUAUUCCAGACUCGGGCGGUGCGAUCGUAAGAGCCAGUGAUCAAGAUGGGGAAAGAGGGGUGCGAC
Gloeophyllum trabeum ATCC 11539 is the source of this 4922-nucleotide messenger RNA. RefSeq lists its product as uncharacterized. The transcript is spliced from 19 exons. Bases 1 to 3513 code for a protein of 1170 amino acids. The record is from RefSeq and is a predicted model, not a curated record. Gene Ontology annotation, molecular function: protein kinase activity; guanyl-nucleotide exchange factor activity; ATP binding. Gene Ontology annotation, biological process: small GTPase-mediated signal transduction; cell surface receptor signaling pathway; protein phosphorylation. NCBI's taxonomy places the organism in Eukaryota, Fungi, Basidiomycota, Agaricomycetes, Gloeophyllales, Gloeophyllaceae.